Messenger RNA from Calliphora vicina (urban bluebottle blowfly), 7460 nucleotides. It is a transcript of the gene Nipped-B, whose product is annotated as Nipped-B cohesin loading factor. Gene Ontology annotation, molecular function: chromatin binding; nucleic acid binding. Gene Ontology annotation, cellular component: Scc2-Scc4 cohesin loading complex. Gene Ontology annotation, biological process: establishment of mitotic sister chromatid cohesion; regulation of gene expression; establishment of protein localization to chromatin. The coding region runs from base 387 to 7460 and encodes 2357 amino acids. Lineage: Eukaryota; Metazoa; Arthropoda; Insecta; Diptera; Calliphoridae. The transcript is spliced from 24 exons. The record is from RefSeq and is a predicted model, not a curated record.
GCUAUCGACGUCGCCAUUUAUGUAUAGUCGCGAAAUAUUAAUAUUUUGUGAAUUUAAAUGGUUUUAUUCUUGCGUAGCGUAAAAAAAUACAACUUUCUUUUUUAUUAAAAAUAUUACAUGAACGGGGUAUAUCGGAUGUGUCAAACUUAUAUAUAAAAGAGAAAAAUAAUAAUAUAAUGUUGGGAGAUAUUUUGCAAGCAAUAUUUGGUGUUCUCGAUAAAUUCCAAUAAUAAGAAAAAUUAAAAACAUUUCCCAAGUCCUCAUAAAACAUAUAGUUUCGUUAAAUUAGAAACAGUGUUCUUGUAUUUUGGUAUUUAACAAAUGUUAAAAUAAAUAUUUUCAAUAAUAAACGUCUAAUACGAGAACGUCUGCGUAGUCUAUACACCAUGAGCGAACGUGAUAUACCCAGUGUACCCGUGACCACAUUAGCAGGUCUAACGAGUUUAUCCGACUUGCUAAGUGAACUACCAGUUUCUGAAUCCCUUGGAAAUACAACAUCAUCAUUAAAUCGAACGCUCCUGUUCCACACACUAGUGGCCAGCGAAUCAAAAAAUUUAUUAUCAGUUCGCGAUGACAACUUAACCCGACAGCUAGUUCAAGCAAUUGAAAAAACUAAUCCUGAAAAUAUCGAAUUGAAGCCGCAGUAUGAAAUUCAACAAAACGAAGCGGAUAUAAGCACCUGUCCUGAACUAUUACAAGGGAUUUAUAAUUUUCGUCCUAACGUUUUUAAUAAAGAUAAGUGUAUAAAUUUUAAAGAUGAAAAUAAUUUAUAUAUUAAACAAAAUCGUGAAUUGUUGCCAUUAGAGGAAGCACCAGCCAAACAAUGUGAAACUGGAAUUUCUCAAAAUCAACCGGCUGAACACUUAUCUAUUGAACAAGAAAAAAAAUUAUCUGAUGCAAGCACUGAACAAGAUUCUAAUCUGUUAAAAAAUUCUAGCUCUUUUGAAAUUCAAGAAAACGAUCUGCAAAAUUCACAUCAUCGGGAAAACAGCAAUGAACACAUUCAAAGUGAUCCUGAUGUUUAUCAAUCUACAAAUGUUAAAAUAAAAUCUAGUAGUAGCAUCGUCAACGUUUCAUCAGUAUGUAAUUCAUCAAAUAUAAGUAAUACUACAUCGAAUAAUAAAGAACCAGAUGGAUGUAUUGAAGAUAAUUUCAGCAAUCUGGAUAAAACAAAUUUAACGAGCACUGUGGUACAAGCAGAUUUUAAAAAUGUUUUAAAUAUGCAGAGACAAUUGAAUUCUAUUCAACAAAAAAUAUUAAUUGACAGUUGUAGCCCCAACAGCAGUUCUCCAGCAGCAGCAGCAGUGAUAGUAAAACCAAUUGCAAAGGAUAAGCCAACAAUAAUAAUAAAAUCAUCACAUGGUUGCAACAAAUCUCGCCUUUUGGUACGUAUAAAUCGGAUUAAUGCCGAUGAUGUACGCCUUAUGCAACAAAGUCUUAAAGAAUUUAUAAAAAAGUCACCAGAAUUGGCCAAAAAAAUGUGUUUGUUAAAGUCGGACACAGCAGACGUACUGAAGAGUGAAACAGAGGAGGAGCUUUCGGAACAAACACAUUUGCAACCUCAUCCAGAAAACGAAACAGCCAAAGCUAAUGUUGUGGAAGAUAUGAAAUCUGCGGUUUUAGAUGAUACAUUUAAUAUAAUGAAGGCACAUGAAAAAGUAGCACAAAAACGGAAACAUCCUACUCCUCUUGAUGACAUUCCACCCGAACAAAUAUUUACCAAGCCGAAGGUUCGAAGAGUUGAGCGAGACAUCUCCGCUCAUAUCCCUAAAUGUUCAAAAGAUGAUGUAUUGCGUUCACAAACAUAUAAGCAAUUUAUGCGAAAUAUGGAACAAAUAAUUGAGCUUUUGGAUGACACCGAAUCACCUAACUUCGAGUCCGAUGAUGUGGAUGAAAAUAUUGAGUGCAUUUCAGCGAAGAUGUUAAAUACCAUGAGCAACGACGUUGCAAAACUUAAGGCCAAAAAUGUUUUGGAUUUGAUACCAAAAAACAAGCUAACAUUACUAAUAAACUACGCAAUGCGUAAUGUUUAUCUAGCAAAAAAUUACUCUGCAGGUCCAGACGAUGAAGAUGAAAUAUAUGACGAUGAAGUUAUGGAAAAAAUAUUGAAUGCGAUAGAAGCUUGUUUACUAAUUUGUAAUAUAUAUUCAACGGUGAAUGAUUUGAAAUUUUUGCAAGAAGACAAUAUAUCCCUUAUUAUAAAGUUCAUUCAAUUCCAACUGAGAGAAACGAUUUUUCCAUCUUAUGAUUCCGUGUAUACUGUAAAGAGUAUGAAAAAAAACGACAAUAGAAAAAAAUCAAAAACUCAUCAAAAUCAUAACCGCAAUCUUCAUCUUCUUUAUUCUAAAGUUGUUGAAUUAAUGAAAGUUUUUGUAAUGUUAUUUGACAAGUGCAUAUUUGUAGAUACUAUUGUAUUACCCCUUUCAACUCUUGCAACUGAGCCAUUUUUUGUUGACAACAUCGAUACAUUACAGUUUGUAUGCUUGGAGCUAGUUACUACGAUAUUUCGAAAGGAACAUUACGAUAAAAUUCGGAGUAGUAUUCUUGGAGAUAUAUUGUCAUCUAUUGAUCGUUUACCAUCAUCGAAAAGAAAUCUUCGUCCAUUUAAAUUAACUAAUAAUGGAGGAAACAUUCAAAUGGUGACUGCUUUAGUUCUACAGCUAAUUCAAUGCGCUACAAUUUUACCAGAUUCACUGUGCUCAAAUGAUAGUUUAAUGUCAGUAGAUUAUGAACAAAACGAUGUAUCUAAAUCCAAAAAACCAAACGUCGAUGUUGUUGUUUUGAAAAAAUAUGAUGUGGCGAUAAGUAUUGGAGGAAAUUUUCUUACAACUUUUCUUAACAAAUGUAAAUCCCGUUCAAACGAAACUGAUUUUCGACCACUCUUUGAAAAUUUUAUACAUGACUUAUUGUCAACAGUAAACAAGCCUGAAUGGCCCGCAUCUGAAUUACUACUUUCCCUAUUGGGAACGAUGCUAGUGCGAUAUGUUUCAGAUAAAACUAUAGAACAAAGUAUUCGUCUGGUAUCUCUAGAUUAUUUGGGAAUAGUCGCAUCACGAUUACGAAAAGAUACAGUAGAAUCUCGAUGCAAAGUUAACAUAAUAGACUCUAUGAUAAAAUCUAUAAAAGUUGAACAAGAAAGGGAAGGUGACCUUCCAAUGAUUAAUAACAAAAUAAAACUUGAUCCUGAAGAGGAAAGGACAGAAUUUCUCCAAAAAAUUCUUUUAGAUUUUUUGGCAGUUAAUGCUCAAGAAGAAAAUUUAAUAUGGGAUUAUGCUCGACACUUUUAUUUGGCUCAAUGGUAUAGAGAUAUUAUAUACCAGCGACGUAGGGUAGCUGAUGGCGACAAAAGAUAUGCUUCCAGAAAAAAAAGCAAUAUCCGACAAAAACAUCGAAAAGGCGGAUCAUCUGAAUCUUCAGAAAGUGAAAGUUGCAACGAAAGUGGAGAUGAUAACAUAGCUGAUAAUUCAAAUAAUCGUGAUACUGGAAUUAUAGAUCAAGAACUAAAUUUGGAGAUAUUCAAUGUACUGGAGGAACGUAAACGUUACUUAAUAAAUAACAUUAAACCAUACUCUGCGUCAACUGAUAUUAAUCACACAUCACAGCACAUUAAAACUUAUAUUGACUACACAAAUGCUCACCUUAUAGCACAAUAUUUAGCAACAAAAAGGCCUUUCAGUCAGUCGUUUGAUGGUUAUCUAAAAAAAAUAAUAUUGGUCGUUAAUGAGCCCUCGAUAGCAGUAAGAACUCGAGCAAUGAAAUGCUUAGCAAAUAUAGUUGAAGUGGACCCGUUUGUACUGAAAAGGAAAGAUAUGCAAAUGGGAGUUAAUCAGAAAUUUUUGGAUGCAGCAAUAUCUGUGCGUGAAGCCGCUGUAGAUUUAGUUGGAAAAUUUGUUCUAAGUAACGAAGAGUUAAUUGAUCAGUAUUAUGAUAUGUUAUCCACCAGAAUACUGGACACUGGUGUGUCGGUGCGAAAACGUGUAAUAAAAAUACUUCGUGAUAUAUGUAUAGAAUAUCCAGAUUUCAAAAAAAUACCAGAAAUAUGCGUUAAAAUGAUAAGACGUGUCAAUGAUGAAGAAGGCAUUCAAAAAUUAGUAACUGAAGUUUUUAUGAAAAUGUGGUUUACACCAUGCAGCAAAAAUGAUAAGCAUGGCAUCCUACGUAAAAUAAAUCAAAUAAUCGAUGUUGUCAAUACAGCACACGAUACUGGAACAACCUGGUUGGAAGGACUGUUAAACAGUAUUUUUCAACCAAAGGAAAACAUGCUAAAAUUAGACGGAAGUAAUCAGGAUCCUGUAAAAAAAAAUACUGAACCUCCUCAAGAUAUUGUGCUAGCUUGUCAACAAUUAGCAGAUGGAUUGGUUGAACGUUUAAUUGAAUUGGAGGAUACAGAUAAUGAAAGAAUGUUGGGUUGUAUUACAACAUUACAUUUGUUGGCCAAAGUUCGUCCACAACUAUUAGUAAGGCAUGCUAUAACCAUCGAGCCAUAUCUUAAUAUAAAAUGCCAUCCAUCAACUGCCCCUAAAUUUAUAUGUGCUGUCGCAGACAUUCUUGAAAAGGUCGUUCCACUGGUAAACAAUGCUAGUGAAUCAUUUUUGGCAUCCUUGGAAGAGCAUUUAAUGUUACUUGUAGUAUCAUUGAAUCAAGCUGUCGUUUCCAGUUGUGUAUCUUGCCUAGGUGCAGUCGUAAAUAAAAUAACAAAGAAUUACAAAUUAAUUCGUGACUGCUUCCAUAAAUUUUAUCGAAUAUUGGAUUAUAGUCGAAAUCAAGUAUCUCAAAACAAUCAAAGUGUGGAAUCAAUUUAUACUCCAAUGUUUCGGCGAAGUUUAUUUACAAUAGGAAUAUUGAUGCGUUAUUUUGACUUUAAAGCUCCUUAUGUUAUUGGCGAGUCCAACAAUCUUUCACCGACUAUAUGUGAUGAUGCUUUUGACUGUAUUAUGUUUUUCACUCAGUGUUCUAACUAUGAAAUUCGAAAACAGUCUCUAAUCGCUUUAGGUUCAUUCUGCGUAAUGAACGACGAUUAUUUAAUAAGGUCAGAACUGAAACAAUUUUAUUGUGAUAUACUAAGUUCAGACAAAUCGGAGCCCAAUAUUAAAAUUAUAUGUAUGCGCAAUAUAUGGAUUUAUUUAACUGAAUCUGAAAUGUAUAUGUACAAUAAGGAAAAAGAAUGGGAAAAGCAAUCAAAAAACGAAGAUCUUAAAGAAAUGAACGACGUUUCUUCGGGAAUGGCCAGCAGAGUAAUUCAACUUUAUUUGCAAGAAAUUUUGGAUUGUUUUUUAAACCGUGAUGAUGCCGUCCGUCUUUGGGCAGUUAAAGUAGUACAAAUUGUUUUACGACAAGGUCUAGUUCAUCCGGUACGAAUGGUACCCUAUUUGAUCUGUUUAAGCACGGAUUGCAAACUUGAGUCAGCGCAUAGAGCAGAUGCAUUAUUAAAGGAUAUCGACAGAACGUAUUCUGGAUUUGUUAAUAUGAAAGUUCAGUUUGGAUUGCAACUAUGCUUUAAGCUACAGGAAAUAUUGCAGUGUAGCAACAAGUCAAAAAAUAACAUUAUUCGUGGAUUCGUAAAACGCGAAUCAGACUCAAUGCCAACAGCAUUAAACGACUUUCUAUACACAUUGUUACGGACAACGAAACCUCAAAGGCGGGCAUUAGUACAAACAGUCACAAAACAAUUUGAUGACCAAAAAACACCUUUACGUCAGAUGCUUUUUAUUGCGGACAAUUUGGCUUACUUUCCAUAUGUGGUUCAGGAUGAGCCGCUAUAUCUGAUUCAUCAAAUUGAUUUGCUGAUUUCAAUGGCUGGUACCAAUAUAUUAGCAACAUUUAAGGAAUGUCUAAAACCUAAUGAGAAUGCAGUUGAUGUAUUAGAAGAUGACGAUGACGAAGAAGAUCCAAAGGUACUUUUUAAACGAUUGCCGGAAGACGUUCUUGAAAUACAAAAAUGCAUAACAUCGGCGCAAGCGUGUAUGCUACUAUUGAUAUUAAAGGAGCAUUUAAAGGACAUGUACAGUUUAACUGACAGCAAAAUUUCUCGUUACUCUCCAUCUGAACCUAAAAUACACGAAAAAGCUGUUUCGCGAAAGAAUGUACAUGAUUUUAAUCCAAAAUCUACAAUAGAUAUAAUAAAGAAACAACAGGAACAGCAGAGCACCUGUAAUUCCGAUAAAGAUAACAAAAAACAACUUUCUGAUGAGGAUAAAAUGGAUCUUGUUGUGAAAUAUUUAGAUUUUAAACAAUUGAUGUUGAAACUUGAUCCUGAUGAUGCUGAUUCCGACGAUGAAACAAGAGAAAAAUUAAAAUUAAACACAUCUAUUAAAACAGACACAUCGCCAGCCCUUUCAAUAUUACCAUCAACAGGUCCUUUACAGUCUCUUAACGAAAGUGGACACGCAAUAGACAACGCAGUACAUACUUUAACUCAUAACACAAAUAAUGCUGGAAACUGUGAUAUUGCAACGCAUACCCCAAUCAAGUGCCUACGAUCAGGAAUUGACUGCAAUUUAUCAGGGCGUCCAACACUUCAGAUAUGCUUUAGAAGGUCGGAAGUUUACAAUUUAUACGAACCACAAGCCCCUAGUAACGCAUUUCAACAAAAGAGUGAGAAGGCACCACCAGGAAGAGUCCGACAGCUUGAUCUGAUAAGUCAGUUUUCCACCGACAUCCGUCACAUCAAAGGCAGCGAUAAUAAUACAGCUGACUGGCUCUCACGAAUAAACAACAUAACAACAGAAUUGAUAGAUUUCGAUAUCUUGGCUACAGAGCAGUGUAACGACAGCGAACUGAAGUCUUUGCUAGAUAAGCCAGGUAAGGAUUUAUCACUCAAACUCACACGUUUACCCAUUCCAGAUUCCACAAAAUUUUUAUUCUGCAACAUCGACGGCACAAAUAUAAGACCGUACGUGCCAGCUAACCACCGAAAAAAUGUAUUACAAAAACUGCACAAUCUGUCACAUCAGGGCAACACGAAAACUAGUAAUGUCACGCUACGUAUGGCCAGGUAUAGCCAACAGUGCCAAAAAGUGAAAGUUGGCAGAUAUACUUCUGCUCCAUUAAGUAACUAUAACACAACGGAUAAGCGCUUUCAACACGUAAAUAUAGACCUUAUUGGUCCCCUGCCAACAUCAUCUGGCAAUCGCUAUUGUCUGACGUGUAUAGACCGGUUCUCUAGAUGGCCAGCUGCAUUUCCCAUCCCCGAUAUUACAGCACAUACAGUCGCAUCAGCUUUCGUGGCAGGUUGGGUAGCAUCGUAUGGAGUGCCAGAAAAGAUAACGACUGACUUAGGAAGACAGUUCGAAUCAAACCUCUUUGAUGAGCUGACAAAGACACCAGGUAUAUCUCAUUUACGUACCACAGCGUACCAUCCUCAUGCGAAUGGUAUAAUCGGAAGAUGGCAUCGCACCCUGAAAAAUGCCAUUAAGUGUUACGCCACCAAGGAUUGGUCAUUUGUCAUACCGUUAGUAUAA